Messenger RNA from Aspergillus fijiensis CBS 313.89, 861 nucleotides. RefSeq names its product aminoglycoside phosphotransferase. Bases 1 to 861 code for a protein of 286 amino acids. The transcript is spliced from 2 exons. Lineage: Eukaryota; Fungi; Ascomycota; Eurotiomycetes; Eurotiales; Aspergillaceae. The record is from RefSeq and is a predicted model, not a curated record.
AUGGAGAAUCCCAACCCCGACACUCUCCGCCUCCUCAGCGCCACCGGUGACCGCGGGGUGUGGCAAGUCGGAACCGACAAGAUCCUGAAGGAAUACCCCAGCGACGACGCCCUCUGCACCGAGGGCGCGAUCCCCGCGCCGCGCGUCCUCCACGAGUGGAUCGACAGCAACCGACGCUACUUCAUCCUCCAAGAACGCAUGCGCGGCGAGACACUCCAAGACGCAUGGCCCCGACUGUCCCAGACCCAAAAGAAAGCGAUCGCCGCGCAGGUGGGCCAGGUCCGCCAGCGGCUGCGCCGGCUGACCUCGCCGUGCAUCCAAUCGGUGGGUAGAGGCGCGUGCUAUCCGCCGUACGAAUGGGGGUUCCGGAACCGCGUGCAGGGCCCCUUCGUCUCGGACGCGGACCCGCGAGCGGCGAUCCGCUCGUAUUUGACCGGCAUUCUGGACCGGGAGCUGCCAGACCAAAUCCUUGACAACCUGAUGGCGUGCAUGCCCGCGUCCGGGCCCUACGUCCUCACCCAUGGCGACCUCCACAUCAGCAAUAUCAUGGUGGAUGGGGACGGGCGCCUGGUCGCCAUCAUUGACUGGGAGUACGCGGCGUACUAUCCUAUUUGGUUCGAGUAUCUCCUGGUCGCGCGGGGCAAUGUCGACCUCGAUGAUGCGGAGUGGAAAGAGCUGCUGCUGCUGCAGUUUGAGGCCCAGGGGGAUGGUCAUCCGGACGCGGUGCAGUUUCGCGAUAGCAUCUUCCUCUUGAAAGGGUAUCCGUACCUGGAUGACGGAGAGCGAGAGAUGCUGGCGGAGCUCUGUUCGGGGGAUCAUGAGAUGAAAAGAAGAACCGAGCAGGUCUUGGACAAUAGCUAG